GGGAAAACAAAUACUUAUUAAAGUAAUGACGGAUAACUCUGUCAUUUUGAACGUUACCACUGACAGAUUCGUCGAUCGUUACAAAAUCGACCAUCUUACUCCGUUCACAGUAUAUGAAAUAUCUGUAUCCGCUGGAAAUUAUUAUGGUUUUGGUCUUCCUGCUAUUACAUCAUUCUUAACAUCUGAAGAAGCCCCAAGUGGUCCUCCGAUGAACAUCAAAGCAACAUCAAGAAGUGCAUCAUCGUUGCUUCUUGUCUGGGAUCCUCCAGAGAAAAAUAAACAAAAUGGCGUCAUUACCAGUUAUACUGCGUGCCUUUCACAUUUGAAAAAUGGAUCUUGCUUUCAAAUGUUCACCACAGGUGAAAGUAGGUGGCUUAUCGGGAAUUUGAAUUUUUCAACGAAGUAUUAUGUUCGCAUUCUCGCCAGAAAUAAAGCAGGAAGCAGCAACUACAGUGAAGGUCAAGUGAUCUUCAGUAAUGAACAUUCAAUUUUAGAUAGGAGUGAAGAGGAAAUCAAUGGUGGUUGUAAGACGUAUCUGCUAGGAAUGAUAAUUUCCGCAACGCUCGUGAUUGCUUCUUUCGUCGCCAUUGCUUGUUUGGUUCGUAAAAAUCGUCGGCUCAAAUCAUUAUACCCCACGAUUGGGAUAGUGAACAUGAAAAUUAGAAGGAAAAAUUCAUCAAAUAUUUAUGACAUCCCGGAGCAAGGUAAUGUCUGUGACGAGGAAAACUUGGAAAGUCCACAAGAGAAUUACACGGAGCUCCAAAGGAGGGACCAUGAAGGUUUUUACAUGAAGUACAACACAACUAGAUAAAUAUGCAUCCAAUG
Dendronephthya gigantea is the source of this 825-nucleotide messenger RNA. RefSeq names its product receptor-type tyrosine-protein phosphatase F-like. Gene Ontology annotation, molecular function: protein binding. The transcript has 3 exons. The record is from RefSeq and is a predicted model, not a curated record. NCBI's taxonomy places the organism in Eukaryota, Metazoa, Cnidaria, Anthozoa, Malacalcyonacea, Nephtheidae. Bases 26 to 811 code for a protein of 261 amino acids.